Messenger RNA from Juglans microcarpa x Juglans regia, 1357 nucleotides. RefSeq names its product NAC domain-containing protein 2-like. Gene Ontology annotation, molecular function: DNA binding. Gene Ontology annotation, biological process: regulation of DNA-templated transcription. NCBI's taxonomy places the organism in Eukaryota, Viridiplantae, Streptophyta, Magnoliopsida, Fagales, Juglandaceae. Bases 1 to 1035 code for a protein of 344 amino acids. The record is from RefSeq and is a predicted model, not a curated record. The transcript is spliced from 3 exons.
AUGGGGGAGAAACCCUGUUCAGAUUUCCAACUUCCUCCUGGUUUCAGGUUCCAUCCCUCCGACGAAGAGCUCAUUGUUCAUUACUUGCAAAACAAAGUGAAUUCACGUCCAAUUCCAGCCUUUGUAAUAGCUGAAGUUGAUCUCUAUAAGUAUAAUCCAUGGGAGCUACCCUGCAAAGCUUUGCUUGGAGAAGAUGAGUGGUACUUCUUUACUCCAAGGGAUCGGAAGUACCCGAACGGAGAGAGGCCGAACAGAGCUGCAGCUUCGGGUUACUGGAAGGCCACCGGAAGUGACAAGCCGAUUCUAACCUCUAGUGGAUCAAGGCACAUAGGAGUCAAGAAGGGUCUAGCCUUUUACACUGGUCCUUCAAAAAGAGUUAAGACAGACUGGAUCAUGACUGAAUAUAGACUGCCCGACCUGAGUAAACCUUCAAGGUCGAAAGGGUCAAUGCGAUUGGAUGACUGGGUACUAUGCCGGGUUAGACACAGAGGCAACAUGUCAAAGGACGCAGGUGAGGAUCAAGACAGUUGUAGCUUGGAACUGCAGGAGUGCUUACCAAAGAUUGAGCAGGUGCAGCCAACACCCACAAAAUAUGAUGCGGAAAUGAUCACGGAUUACCUAAACAAAGACUGCGGAGUGUUGGCUUGGAUACUUGAUGGUCAAGCUCUGCCAACCAUUCAGACCAUUUCAAGUGUAAGCUCUGAAGGGAACAGCAAAAUCAAUCAUUUUAUCCCCGUCCAUGGAAGUGGAACCAAUAAGGCGAAUUCGACAACAACAGUUUCUUCUAUGGACAGCUAUAUCAACCACCGGAAAAGGAAAUCUAGCGAGGAAAAUGAGUAUGAGUAUUUUAGAUCCAACGAAAAGCUAAAGGGCGAGAAUGAAAAGAAGAAUCCUCAACCUGGCAAAACACUGGCCAACUAUGAUAUUAACUUCUACAGCCAAAACCAGUAUCAAUAUGGCAUCUUCAACCCUGAGCCCUCAGAAUCUAUCAUCAAUUUUCAGGGCCUUAUUGAAUCACCUUUCAUGGGUAAGUAAUAAUUAGGAAACAACACCCCCCAAAGGGCAAAAGGUUCCCAAUCAACUGAAGAGGCAGGGAGACAGGAGCACAAAGGUCACGCGUUGUAAAAGAAUAAGAUGUAGAUAAAGCGUGCGAGGCAAAUUAGUCUCCAGGGGCAAGGACCAAUGAAAACAACAUAACUAGAAAUUAAGAAUGCAUACUUUGUAUUUAAUUCUGAGCUAUAUUCUGCAUGGACUCUAUGUUAAGUAUCUGUAGAUUUGUGAGUUACCUACAAUGCAGCAGGGGUACUAUUAAUAAUUUCAUGGCUAGACAUAAAAUCUAUCAAAAAACAAAAAACAA